Rotaria sp. Silwood1 is the source of this 816-nucleotide messenger RNA. Lineage: Eukaryota; Metazoa; Rotifera; Eurotatoria; Philodinida; Philodinidae. The record is from the annotation of a GenBank genome assembly.
AUGCAUCAUAUCCUUGUUAAUGCAUAUGGCCUCAAUGGUAUGGGUUUUGAAGCUGUUCAACUUUUUCAAAAAGUUCCAACAAAUAUUCUGGAUGCUUGUAUUUAUGUAUGUGUAUUAAAUGCUUGUUCUCAUGCGGGACUUAUCAAUGAAGCUCGUCAAAUCUUUGAGAUGAUUCCAUUUAAUCAAAGAGUAGAACAAAUUUACACUACAAUGGUUGAUACAUUUAAUCGUUCAUAUCUUUUUGAUGAAGCACAAAAAUUUAUUGAUGAAUUUGAAAAGUCUCAUCGUCCUUCUAUUCCAAUGUAUAUGUCAAUGCUUUCGUCUGCUCGAAAUGAAAAGAAUGGUUCAUUAGUACAGACGAUUUUUGAUCGUAUUGAAUCAAAAUUUUCCGACGUAGAAAGUUGUCUGACAUCAGCUACAGUUCUUCUUGCUAAUACACACGCAUUAAGUGGUAACAAGUCGCUAGCAUCAAACAUUCGCAUGAAAUUAGAUCAAUCUGGUAUGAAAAAAGUUGUUGGUAUUUCUUGGACGGUCGUCGAUGGAAAAGUUUUUAAAUUUCGAGCUCAUGAUCGAUCUCAUCCAUUCUCAACAGAAAUUUAUGCAGAAUUAGAUCGAUUACGAAUUGAGUUAAUGAAAUAUGAUUAUAAACCUGAUGAUUCUUGGAUAACAAGACCAUUGAAAAAUGAUGAAACAGCUGAAUCAGUAUUGUGUGGACAUAGCGAACGACUUGCUAUUGCUUUUAAUUUGAUUCAACGGCCAACUCCAACUCGUAUUCAGAUUGUAAAAAAUUUACGUGUUUGUGGCGAUUGUCGUUAG